This is a messenger RNA of Camellia sinensis, 492 nucleotides long. The record is from RefSeq and is a predicted model, not a curated record. Lineage: Eukaryota; Viridiplantae; Streptophyta; Magnoliopsida; Ericales; Theaceae.
AUGAGUGACUCCGUAGAUCAUCUUGCCGACCUUUAUAUUCGAGAUAUAGUCCGACUUCAUGGGGUUCCAGUGACUAUUGUCUCGGAUAGAGAUCCACGUUUUACGGCUCAGUUAUGGUUUGGGAAGAGGGGGAAGUUGUCUCCGCGCUUUAUUGGGCCUUUUGAGAUUUUGGGGCGUAUUAAGGAAGUGACAUAUCGGUUAGCUUUGCCGCCACCACUAUCUGGAGUUCACGAUGUUUUUCAUAUUUCUAUACUUCGGAAAUACGAGCCUGAUCCAUCACACGUGUUAGAUUGGACUAAGUUAGAGGUGGACGAGAAUGUCUCUUAUGAGGAGAGACUAGUGAGGAUCUUAGACACUCGCGAUCAGGUCUUGCGUGGCAAGACAAUUCCCUUGGUGAAAGUGUUAUGGAGACACCACGGGGUUGAUGAGGUGACUUGGGAAUGUGAGGUUGAAGUCCGUGAGAAAUAUCCAGACCUUCUUAUCGAUGUUUGA